AUGAAGUCUAUCCACUUCACAGACUGUGCCUCGCCUCGCUCCGAGGAUAUGCAGGGAACCUCCUCUCCCCCAUCUGCGUCCUCUCUUUCUUGGUCUGCUCCCCCGUCUCUCUCGGGGGUUCGUGUCGCUGCUCUUUUCUCUUGUUCCGGCCUGUUUUCUGGCGUCCCCAUCGCUGGCUGGCACCGGCUGCGAGGCAUGCGAGGGCCGCGCGCGCGAGCUGGUCGUCUCUCCUCGUUCUUACUCCUCGCCUCCUCGCUUCUCCUUCUCGUGUCUCUUGGGCUCUGCGACGUCCGCGCCGACGCGCCUCCCGCGCCGACUCGCCGGGCCGGUGGCGCGGACAGGGACCUGCCCCUCGAAAAGGAUACUUCGGGCUCCGCCGCCUCCAGGGGCGCCGUGGAGGCGGACGUCGCGGCCAGGGGAGAGAAAAUGGAGGAGGAAGAGAAACGAGGGGGAGCCACGCAGCACCGUUCUCAAGAAGAGAGCGCGCAAAAGGAUGGGGGACGCCCCGCGCAAUCCCACCAGGCAGACGACGCUGCGCAGAAGGACGCAGCGAUAAACGAGGAUCUGGAUGUCUUCACCGAGAAUCUCUAUUUGCAGAGCCUGAAGAACGAAAGUCUCUUUGUGGCACACUUCGACUUCCGGCUGAAGACCAAGAUCCCGCUCGCUUCGGAGAAGGCAGCGAUCACGCGGCAUCAGCACUACGACAUCUUUCCCAAGGAGAUCGGAAAGCUGCUGACGCUGCACCUUCAGCAGGACGUGUCUCUCCUCGCCUCGCCGUCUGCGGCCCUGCCUGCGUCGUUGCCGCCACCCAUUCUCUUCUUCGACGCCUCGCUCACGCAGGGCAGGUGGCCUGAGGCCGCGUGGGGCCCGCCUCCGACGCCGGUGAAGCCGCCCGGCGCCCUCCUGCGCGCGGCGCUCUCCACGAAUCCGCUCUACGACUCGCAGAGAACUUGGUCGCUGCUGACGCACUCGCUGGGCGGCGUGAUGUGCACCGCCUUCUCGAUGCUGAAAAACGAAGACCUGGGAUACGCGCUCUCGGCUGCCGUGCUCGCGGGGUUCGACGGUGCGCGCGGCGCGCUGGCUGACUGGGGCGGUGCUGCAGCCGCGGCCGACGAAGGAGACGUGAAGGCGCCCUGGAAGCUCCAAGUUGCGGCUUCGCCGGUGGAAGUCGCCUGCACAGAGAACCUGAGUUCGCUGCGCGAGCUCUUGCCCUGUCGAGGAGAAGCGGGCCUGCUGUCUCUCGCGCAUCCGCUGGCCGUCGCGUCGUCGCCCUUCAAGACGCUGCGCCUCUUGGCCUUCACCGAAGAAGGCGAGGCGCGCGCGGACGGGCGCGGCCGCGGGGCGGCAGCCAACGCCGGCGGGGCUGACGACGCCUUCCUGCGUGUCGAGCUCCGCGCGCUCCUCACGGUGGUGCUCGAGGCGCCGAAGGCCGGACAAGUGCCCUUCUCGCUGGCUGAUCUUUUCCACCUCGUCGACCGCCAAGGCGCCCGCGCGCCGCUCCGCUCCUGCGUGGCGGCCUCCGCCUCGCGCGUGUUUCUGCGACUCCCGCGCUCGCCCGCGGCAGGCCGAGACAGACCGGAGAAGGAAGGGAGCAAGGGUCACGAAGAGGCCCAGAGAGACGCUGCCGCCCUCGCUAGCGCCGCCGCGGCCGCCGGCGGAUCCAUGUUCGCCGUCUACGAAGUCGACGAGUCCUCAGAUUUGGUCAUCUUCGACGCGUUCGCCGCCGAGGCAGGCCGCGAGGGCGACGCUCCACGGUCUGCGUCUGAAAUUCUUCGCUUUCCGGGCAUGAGUGGCAGCGCGCUGGAGAUCGAGCGCCAGCAGACCGGCAGAGGCACUUUGAGCUCGAAGCUUGAGCGCAUGGAGGGGGCGUGGCUUCUGGUCUUCCGCAAUCGCAGCGAGCUCAGCCGCUCCAUUCGGUACUUUGACAGCUUUCCGCCCUUCAUCUUCCCUCUGUUGCACACCGCGCGUCUCUCGUGGAAGCCUCUCAAAUCGAAAUCGCGCGCAGAAGGCGACGCCGCGGCCUGCGAAGCGGCCUUCCGCUCCGCGCGGGCGACGCAUCCGUUCCGGGCGGGCUCGGCGGCGGCGCGCGCGCUGAAUUUGCGGCUGCAGGCGCCUUCGUCGUCCUUCAUCGAGAACCCAGUGCCCGCGUCUCUCUCGCUCGCCUUCGCGCUGCCUCCGCGUUGUCAACUCGAGUUCAGCGUCGGCGUGGAGAAACGUUACUGGCCUGCGAGUCGCUUUGCCUUCUCGCCCGACAAGGGCUCGGACGUGGGCGGCGCGAUUGUGCUCGACAGGCCGAGCUCGCAGUUCUACUGGCCGCCGCCAGCGUCGGUGUUGUCGAGUCCGCUCACUUGUCGCGCGGGUUCAGCGUGCGCGAGUCUCCCUCUGCGGCGGGGUCUCUCGGAAGGCGCCGAGACGCAGGGGCAGCAGGCCACAGAGUCUGGCGGCAUGGAUGUGUCUCUCGAAGUCGCUGCCGAAGGGCUCUACGCGCCGGGGCAGCGCGACUCGUGGAACUGGCAUCUUACCGAGGGCAUGAUCGUUCACCUGCCUCUCCCCGAUUUCAGCAUGCCGUUCAACGUUAUCGCGCUCUCCGGAACCGUCCUCACGCUGUUCUACGGCUCGGUCUUCCGCAUCACCACGAUGGAGUGGUGA
Messenger RNA from Besnoitia besnoiti, 2649 nucleotides. RefSeq lists its product as uncharacterized. Gene Ontology annotation, cellular component: GPI-anchor transamidase complex. Bases 1 to 2649 code for a protein of 882 amino acids. Lineage: Eukaryota; Apicomplexa; Conoidasida; Eucoccidiorida; Sarcocystidae. Gene Ontology annotation, biological process: attachment of GPI anchor to protein. The transcript is spliced from 11 exons. The record is from RefSeq and is a predicted model, not a curated record.